Molecule: messenger RNA, 2436 nt
Organism: Osmia lignaria (orchard mason bee)
Lineage: Eukaryota; Metazoa; Arthropoda; Insecta; Hymenoptera; Megachilidae
Source: RefSeq, a predicted model, not a curated record
CAAGGAUACAAGGGAUAUGACGGAUAUGAGGAAUAUAAGGCAUAUUAAAUAAUAACUCAGUUCAUUUUUUCAAAUGAUUUAUUUACCAAAGUGCAUAAAGUGAAUACAAGUUUGUCAAACAAUUACAGUAAUAAUUGGUCUGUUUUGUGCUGCUUCUGACUGAUUUAUAAAAAGAAAGUAGAAUCAAAGGAAGUGAAAAUUGGGUCUUUUGAGAUGUCAGUUUGAGGUGCCGUAAAAGAAGGACUGGUAAAACAGGCACGAUUAUCAUACCGACUGUGCUCCCUGCAUGCAGAUUUAAGUUUAGCUGGAGAUGUCUGAAACCCCCAAAAUCAUGUUAUUAUUAUACUAUUUUCUUUUUUAAUUAUUUUUGACAUUAGUAUUAUAAAAAUUAACUGACUCACUUAGGCUCUCACAGGAUUCCCCCGGAUUUUUCCAAAUUAUUUGCACUCAGAUGUGCUUAUGAUUCAACUUAUACUUAAGAAUAUUGUCUUCAUUUAGCCUAUAAAAUGAUAUUUUUAUAAUUUUUCUACAAUGAAUUGUUAAAUUACUUAUCUUUUUUUAAUUUUGAUUGUAUUAAAAAGAAUAAUGUAAUGACAUCACGAUUGGUCGACCAAUAAAAGUCCAUGUUGUAAUCGAAGAAUGGAAGAAAAAUCUUGAUCGGGUUAGGUUCAGUACAUCUUUCUAAGGGGAAAUAGCAAUGUAAUAUUUGUUUUGAAAACGGCUCACGAGACCAGGAGGCCAUUACGGGUGUUAGCUGUCAAAAAUCUGAUUAUAAAUGAGAAUUAUCUAAUAUCAAAUAUAUAACCAAUAAAAGUGAUUAAUUGGUUUAUCGAACAAUGGAAAAACAGCCACUAAAUCCGGGAGCUGCUAAGCCUUCCACUAUUUCUGCGCCUACAGCACCCAAAUCAACUUCUUCCUGGGAACCACCUCCUUCGUAUAACUCGGCUACACGAGGAGCAGAAUCUACUUCAUGGCCUCCACCUCCAGGAUAUUAUCCUAGCACAGGGACAACUACUCAUUCCAAUUAUGUUCCUUCGUAUGGUUCUACACAAUCAACUGCAGUGAUUAUGCCAGAAAUCAUUUUAGUCGGAGGAUGCCCUGCCUGCAGAGUGGGUGUAAUGGAAGAUGAUUUUACGUGUCUGGGAUUACUAUGUGCAAUUCUGUUCUUCCCAUUUGGAAUAAUUUGCUGCUUGUUGUUAAAGACUCGACGUUGUUCCAAUUGUGGUGCCUACUUUGGUUGAUAUGUUACUAUCAGAUAGUAACAUAUAAUUUCUGUGAAAUAGAAGAAUUGGAGGUGGAUCGUUAGGCUAAUUCUAAUGCAGCUAUAGUUCUAUGAACGUUGAAUAUAAGAAGAAUUAUAUUAAACCAAUUUGUUACUAAUAUGGUGCAACAAUGAUAAUCCGAACUGGUACAAUGAACAAUGAUUGAUACUACAAUUUUGCAUAUGAUAAUGCAAAAUAAUUUUUCUAUUUUAGAACAAUGCUUCUAAAACAUUUAAUUGUGUGUAAAAUUUAUACAUUACCAGUUUUGUAAAUAUAAUGAGAGCUUAUGAUAUUUUGUAAAUGCUUUCAAAGAGUUCUGAUUAACAUUGUUGCACUUUAUUUUACAAUAAUAAUAAUAACAACGAAUAGUUUAUAUUAUCAUACAUUUUAAAAUAUUGUUAUAAGGUAUUUUAUGAGAAAAGCAAUGAGAAUUAUAAUACUGUUCAAAACAAAUUACUUUAGCAGUGAAAAAUGGACUUACGCAAAUGUAAAGUCCUUUAGAUUUCAUUGGAGCUUAAUUUAUAUUCCAGUAAGUUCUUGCUUUAAAUAAUUCAUUCAAGUUGCUUUGCAUAUAUGAUUUCAUUAAUUCAAUGAAAUAAUUGACACAUAUAACAAUGUUCUUACCAUUGUUUUAUAUUAAUGUUUCUUGGUGCAUAACUUAUAGUGGAAUGAUUUCACAAAGUGUAUAGGUUUGAAUCUCAGGGGAAGCGUUAGUAGGCUGUAUAAUAGUGUGAAAGGAUGAGUGUAAAACAGCAAUUUGUAUUUUUAUAAAAAAAACAGUAUUGAAGGAUAUUGGGACCAAUUUGAUGAUGAAACCUAUUUGUAUAAAUUGUUACUAUGAAGUGCAUUAUAUUUUUAUAUGCCAUGAUUUUAUUUAAUGUAAAGAAAAAGUUGUAAAAAUUUUCAAAUGAUUCACUUUUAAACAAUUAAGCUUGGGAAAUGUUAUUUUUAAUGAAUAGUUUUAAAAAAUCAUUACGCUACCCAGGUUCAAACGAAAGGGAUAAAGAUGUUGGAGAUUACUUAAAGGCAUCUAAAACACUAAGUACCUGAAAAUAUAUAAUAUUUUUCUAAUUAAAAGCAUUGCUAUGCAUCUGUAAGAGAAGAUAUGCUUGUCUAGAAACAUAUUCCUGUAAGAAACUGUUAUUAAAAUUUAUUGAAUUAUCAUUGUUAUUAA